GCAAUCGACAAUCUUCGGCAAAUUCCAUUAUUGUCGAGUGCAAGACGUCCGAGUAUAGAAAUAACGAGGGACAACUGAUGAUCUACAUGUACAAAAACAAUAAGAGUUAUUGAAUAUGACAUUUACCCUAAUAACUAUUAUAAUAUUUAUGGAAGAAAACUCCAAUAUUUGGCGGAAAAUCGAAACUUAAAAUUAAGCGUUUUUAGCAAAUUCAAAUAAUUUGUCUUGUCAUACACUGAAUCACGUGAUCUUACAUAGGACGGUAGCUAUGUAGACCAGGAAGUCUAAACUAAACAUAGUAAAUAUACUGGGAGGCGCCAUGAUAGGAGUUUAGGAAUCCACGCAAGUCUGCCAUGGACCCUCGGACUUGGGCGCAGGAUGUGUUACGGUGUCAUCUCUGUGAGACCCCGGGUCCUCCUAUGAAAUGUGACAUUUGUCACACAUAUCUGUGUAAAGCCUGUGUGGGGGAACAUCUAUCUGAUGCAUCCAAAGAACACAAAGUGGUUCCAUUUGUACACAUAGGAUCUACUUUCAGUUAUCCAAACUGCCUUAUACAUUCCACUAAACAAUGUGAGCUUUACUGUGAGCAAUGUGAUAUUCCCAUUUGCACACUCUGUAAUUUAGGAGAACAUUUAGGACAUAAACCAGUUGACAUUGUUAAAUAUAUUGAAAGUAAAAAAGAACUUUUACAGAGUGAAAUGCACGAAUUUGAGAAAUUCAUUUAUCCCAGAUAUCAACAGAUUGUCUCAAACAUUCCACUUCAGAAAACUGAUCUACACAAAAACGCACAGAAAUUGAUAACAGCAAUCAACAAACAUGGAGAAGACUUGCACAGAGAAAUAGACAUCGUUAUACAGAAACUUAUAUCCGAUCUUGAUGAAAUGGACACCACACACCUGGCUGUCUUAAACAAACAGGAAGAUGAAAUCACACGCACAAUUUCGGAAAUCACACAAAGCAUUGCUGAUAUACAGAAAUUACUGGACUCAAAUGAUGUCAGCCAUGUCUCUGCCUACAAAUCCAGGAUUGCUGAAUUCAGAAGAUUGCCUCCUAAACUCAUAGUGUCCUUACCAAGUUUUACCUCUCAGGAGAUCAACAAGGGACAGCUUUUUCAACAGUUUGGUUCUCUGUCAGCGUUAUCCAUUAAAACAGAAGAACAAGUCUACAGAUCACUCAUUGAUGUUCCACAGGUCAUUAUAGAGAUAAAAACAGACUAUGGAUUUCCUAAUGGAGUAUGCAGUGUAUCCUGCCUGAGCACUAAUGAGAUGUGGACGAGUGGUGAGGACAAGAAGAUAAGACUCUAUAACCUGCGAGGGAAAAAAAUGAAGUAUAUCAAAACAAAGUCAGGGAACGGUCCAUACGACAUAACAGUGACAAGGAGUGGGGACCUUGUUUAUACUGAUUACGAUGAUAGAACUGUGAACAUAGUAAAGAAUACACAAAUAGAGACAUUGAUCAGACUACAGGGGUGGAAACCUCGCGGUGUCUGUAGUACCUCCUCUGGUGACCUCCUGCUUGUCAUGGACAGUGAUGAUUAUAAAGAAACAAAAGUUGUGUGUUACUCUGGCUCCACAGAGAAACAAAGUAUUCAGUUUAAUGACAAAGGGCUACCUCUGUAUUCAACAGGGGGAUACAACACUAAAUACAUCAGUGAGAACAGGAACCUAGAUAUCUGUGUGUCAGACUUUAUAGCCUGUGAAGUAGUGGUGGUCAAUCACGCCGGGAAACUCCGGUUUACCUACACUGGUGGUCCAUCUAUCACCAAGGGAGCUUUUAAACCAUGCGGCAUCACAACAGACAACCAGAGUCAGAUUCUGACAGCAGAUAAUAACAACGGCUGUAUCCAUAUCCUUGAUCAGGACGGACAGUUCCUCCGCUACAUUGACAACUGUAGGUAA
Molecule: messenger RNA, 1898 nt
Organism: Magallana angulata
Lineage: Eukaryota; Metazoa; Mollusca; Bivalvia; Ostreida; Ostreidae
Product: tripartite motif-containing protein 3-like
Exons: 2
Coding region: 354-1898 (514 amino acids)
Biological process (GO): positive regulation of DNA-templated transcription
Cellular component (GO): nucleoplasm; chromatin
Molecular function (GO): zinc ion binding; ubiquitin-protein transferase activity
Source: RefSeq, a predicted model, not a curated record